Messenger RNA from Armigeres subalbatus, 620 nucleotides. RefSeq lists its product as uncharacterized. The coding region runs from base 147 to 533 and encodes 128 amino acids. The transcript has 2 exons. The record is from RefSeq and is a predicted model, not a curated record. Lineage: Eukaryota; Metazoa; Arthropoda; Insecta; Diptera; Culicidae.
CAAGGCAGCUCGAUGCAGCACACAGCACGAUUGGGCAACAGCGCUUCCCUCUGCUGUAUCCGUUGCUGACCACGUCCAGCAGCCGUGAGAUUAAAACCAAGCGAGGGAGGAAACAUCCAAAGACAAAAGAUGGAGUCGAUUUCCCCAUGCCAUUCCGGCUGGCAACACACACGGCACUGUCGCUGACACGGGGAGGAGGGCAACAGUACAAUGCCCGCGAGGCUGUGAAAGUUCGCUCAAUUAUCUGUUCCAUGACCAUGGGGGGAUCUAUCCCAAUCGGAGAGGGCGGUUUGGAGGCCCCGAAGGCACAAUGUAAAGUUGCUCUGGACUGGAUAGUAAUAAUAAAAGGUACUUGCGAACGUACGGAACAUCUUUAUAAGAUAACGAAUGUGACAUCCGCCAGUGCCUGCCGGUUGCUUAUGCGGCCUUUUCAGAUCACUACAACAAAGGCAAAUGUACUUUGGAUGGCUGGGCUUUGCAUUGGAUCGACGGCACAGGAACGUACAUAUAAGGUCAUCUCUCUAAUCGAUUAGCCGUCAUUAGCAUUAAUAUGGUUUUAUACGGUGGCACAUUAGUCAACCGAAGGCGACGUUUGGACGCGGCGACCACGUCAGAUGCAU